GUUUGAUGCAGUCACCGGGGAAUUCACUGUAAGUAAGCUCCUUGUUUUGUUUUGUAAGCCACGAAAGAAUUCCUUUGUGAAAAUAGUUUUCAAGCAAGAAUUGCCAUGUCCCAAAAUGUCAGACUUAAUAUUUUUGAUGGUUCCAAAUAAGAUGGACAUUGCCUAGGCAAUCAUAGAUGGAAAUAGAGGAUGGCAACAGCAUUGACCAAAUUAUUUUGUCCAUCUUUUAAAAAAGUUUGAUCACUGUAUAGUCUCAACUUGGUUGAAAAUAUUAACUAACCAUGGCACAGAAGAUGUACUCCUGGCAGACAGAUACUGCCUGAGCUUUUUCUUUAUCAAGUGAAUGGAAUCAGAGAAUCAUCUACUCACCUUGGCCAGUGAAAAUAAUUCAUCUGAAUAAUUCAGGCUUUACAUUAAAACCUAGAAUACCCAGAUCAGCUAACUACGCUAACCAAGAAUCUCUAUGGAACUGACCUGUUUUUCCCUUUGAUUUCUAGAACAUAGAUAAGUUUUACAAUUUUUAGUAGGUAUAUUUUGUAGAUUUUCAAAAAACAAACCUUAUAUUUCAAGAAGAAAUAUUGAUGGAUAUAUCAUGUAUGUUCUAGUUGUUUUGGGCAUCUCUCUCCUCUCUCUCUAGAUAUCUCUCUCUAGAGAUGUCAUGCAAUCCAUAGUACAUACCAAUAAGAAUUCGCUGGACAGACCAUAGCUAUAGAUCAAGCCUUUUGCUGAAUAUUUGUAGUGCUCAAAUAGCACAAGAUCUCAGAUCUAUGGAAUUUUAUACUUUUCUUUUUUAAAAAAAAAGAACUGGUAUCUUUUUUAUUUUAUUUUAUUUUAGCUCAAGGAGAGAAAAGAUGUGGCUAUUGCUAGAAAUAUGUCCCCAGGAAGGUCAACUACCUUUUCCCAUACUAUUAGUGAACUCCAUCAAAAUGUACAUUCUGAAAUAAGGAGUAAUUUUGAGGGCAUUUCAAAAAAAAUCUUUGAUAGAGCCAUCACCAUCAAUUCUUGGGCUGUUAAACCAGAGAGAAAUUUACAUAUUAAGUAGUUGAGUUUUUUGUUUCAUAACAUAGUAGUGAAUAGACUGUGUUAUAUGAUUAAGCGGAAAAAAAGAAGGAACAAAUUAAUCUAUGUGGAGAAGCAAACAAUGUUGCUGAAUUGACAGUCAAAUUAUCUUAUUUCUUCAAUUCUGGAAGUAAGUGAUAGGAGAAUGGAAAUGGAAACAGUAAACACCUUGGCCUCAUAAAGUGGUGUAAGCUGAUUAUUUCUGCGUUCUCAGUAGCAAGCAGAGGAGAACGUUAAGAAAUAUUGACACAUAAAGUGGAGAUAGGUAAGAUUUAACCAAUUUCAUCAUUAAAGUCAGAGACAUUACUCAAAUGGCUUUGAGUGUGAACCCAUUCUUUACUAUAUUUGCAGAAUAUUCUCUUAGCCACACUUAGAUACUCCAACCUUGCUAUUAUGACUACCACCACCAUCAUCACCACCAGAAAAAAACGUAAUUUGUAUAACCUGAAAAACGUUCUAUUUUUAAAAAAUUACAAAAAGAUUGUAACUAUUUUUGCUGACACUUGAAACAAGAAGAUCCCUUAAACUUUAUAAAAAUUUUGCCUAAUAACUCUUCCCUUUUUUAUUAAUUUUUCCAGCUUUGACAUUUUAAUGUUCUCUGUGCUUUUCCUCAUUUAAACUACUAUUGUGUUUUAUUGUUGUCAUUCACUAUUUUUCUUUUCUUUUUUCUUCCUUUUUGUUUUCUGAUGUGAAAAUUUUCUCAUCCAGUUAUCUCAUGUGAUAUUCUAGUUGCUCUCCAAUAUUUUAUUCUUUCCACUUUUCAAACUUACUUGUCAUCUUAUGAUACAGUAUAUCUCUAGCUCUUUCAUUUAUCAUUCUGGAUUCUGAAUGGAAAUGAAAGAAAGUAAAUCACCACCAUCUUGCUGACUGCAGCACCAGUCAUUUUCAAUUUGCUGUCAAUUAGAACCCAAAGAACCCAAAGUGAUGGACUAUCUUUCCAAUGAUGAAAAACAGUUGGAUACAACCAAACCAUAUGAAACAAAUACUCCUCUCCCUACUAAAAAUAUCCCCAAUUUGAAAUAAGAUAGCUGUUCGGAAGUAUUCCAUUGUUACGAAUCCAUUGAAUAUAUAGAAAGACAUAGGCUAAAUUUGGAAAAUGGAAGUACUUUAUUGUCAUCCUGAUGAUCUUUUGUAACUACUUGUUCAUACAUUAUUCUUAAAGAUGCCAAAUUCUGCCCUUUUUGGUACUUUUUUAACCUGUGAUUUACAUUUACUAUAUUAUUAUGUUUAUUAAAUGUAAACAUGCCAAAUUAUAAAAAGCUUUUAAGAAAGUCUUUUUAUUGGUAGGAUUUAGAAUUGGGUCCUAAUUGUCAUAGCACCACUAAUUUAUUGUGUGUUGGGAGGGGAUCAUAUUAAGUUUGAUUAUCGUGGUUGUUGAGGUUGAAUUUUGUGCAAUUUGCUGAACUAUCUAAUCCAGUUGUCUUACAAGGGCUUGUUAUUUUGAAUAUUUGGACACUGAUUUGCUGUGUUGCUUGGUGAUUACUCUUUGGCUAAUUGGCCCAUAUGACCUUGUAUACCUGGUCAUACACUUGGACCCUGAAGCUAAAAGUAGGUUGGGAGGUGAGAUUUUUGGUAUUCAAUGAUUAUAAGUCCUCAUCCUUUAUAUUGCCAUUUUUGUCCCAAAUACUUCAGAACUCCCCUUUCCAGACCUCUAGACCUGUGACGGUCGCUUCAAGUCAAUCAGAGGGAAAAAUGCCAGAUCUCUAUGGCUCACAGAUGUGCCCAGGGAAGCUCCCAGAGGGAAUUCCAGAGCAAUGGGCACGAUUACUCCAAACUUCCAACAUAACAAAAUUGGAACAGAAGAAGAACCCACAAGCUGUUCUAGAUGUUCUCAAAUUCUAUGAUUCCAAAGAAACAGUCAACAACCAGAAAUACAUGAGCUUUACAUCAGGAGAUAAAAGUGCACAUGGAUACAUAGCAGCCCAUCCUUCGAGUACAAAAACAGCAUCUGAGCCUCCAUUGGCCCCUCCUGUGUCUGAAGAAGAAGAUGAAGAGGAAGAAGAAGAAGAAGAUGAAAAUGAGCCACCACCAGUUAUCGCACCAAGACCAGAGCAUACAAAAUCAAUCUAUACUCGUUCUGUGGUUGAAUCCAUUGCUUCACCAGCAGUACCAAAUAAAGAGGUCACACCACCCUCUGCUGAAAAUGCCAAUUCCAGUACUUUGUACAGGAACACAGAUCGGCAAAGAAAAAAAUCCAAGAUGACAGAUGAGGAGAUCUUAGAGAAGCUAAGAAGCAUUGUGAGUGUUGGGGACCCAAAGAAAAAAUACACAAGAUUUGAAAAAAUUGGUCAAGGGGCAUCAGGUACUGUUUAUACAGCACUAGACAUUGCAACAGGACAAGAGGUGGCCAUAAAGCAGAUGAACCUUCAACAGCAACCCAAGAAGGAAUUAAUUAUUAAUGAAAUUCUGGUCAUGAGGGAAAAUAAGAACCCUAAUAUUGUUAAUUAUUUAGAUAGCUACUUGGUGGGUGAUGAACUAUGGGUAGUCAUGGAAUACUUGGCUGGUGGCUCUCUGACUGAUGUGGUCACAGAGACCUGUAUGGAUGAAGGACAGAUAGCAGCUGUCUGCAGAGAGUGCCUGCAAGCUUUGGAUUUCCUGCACUCAAACCAGGUGAUCCAUAGAGAUAUAAAGAGUGACAAUAUUCUUCUCGGGAUGGAUGGCUCUGUUAAAUUGACUGACUUUGGGUUCUGUGCCCAGAUCACUCCUGAGCAAAGUAAACGAAGCACUAUGGUGGGAACCCCAUAUUGGAUGGCACCUGAGGUGGUGACUCGAAAAGCUUAUGGUCCGAAAGUUGAUAUCUGGUCUCUUGGAAUUAUGGCAAUUGAAAUGGUGGAAGGUGAACCCCCUUACCUUAAUGAAAAUCCACUCAGGGCAUUGUAUCUGAUAGCCACUAAUGGAACUCCAGAGCUCCAGAAUCCUGAGAGACUGUCAGCUGUAUUCCGUGACUUUUUAAAUCGCUGUCUUGAGAUGGAUGUGGAUAGGCGAGGAUCUGCCAAGGAGCUUUUGCAGCAUCCAUUUUUAAAAUUAGCCAAGCCUCUCUCCAGCCUGACUCCUCUGAUUAUCGCUGCAAAGGAAGCAAUUAAGAACAGCAGCCGCUAAGACUGCAAGCCUUACACCUCACCAUCUCCCUCAUGAGUAAGACUGAAAUAAAACUCUGCUGCAGGAAAGAUGGAAGAAAAGACAGUCAAAUGGGGUGGGGGUUCUUUACCUUUCAAAUGAAUAGAAACUUCUUAUAAGCCUUUUUCCUACUCCCUCAGAUUAUGUAAUUUAUUUGUAAGCCUGAAUCGCAGCCCAAACAGGGCAGCAAUGUUGAAGUGACCAUAAAGUGGUCACUUCCACCGUGAAGCGAAAGAGCCAGUAGUGAAUCCCCUCAUUUUGUGCAUUCACUUUGAAGAAAAAGGUUUCUCAAAGAUGCACACUCCCUCUUCAUAGUGUUGUGUUUGUUUUUAAGUUAGAGAGUAGUCCCUCUUGCAUUCAAACCUCCUUCAAAACUCCUUACCCAAUGUGAUGUUUUUCACUUGCAUUGUCAUUAGAUGUCCAGAAAAAAAAAAGAUGUCAAAAUGUUUUUCUAAAAAAAGAAAGCAAAAAAAGCAAGGCAAAAAAAAAAAAAAAAACAAACAAAAACAAAAACAAAACAAAAACAAGCAAACAAAAAAUACCAGAGCAAGUACUGUGUGAACAUGUGGAAGUCCAUGCCCUAAUAGAGUUGCAAUUUUUUAUUCUUCUUCUAUAGUGGUGGCUUGGUUUGUGUACCUAUUUUUCUGCAUUUGUAUUGGAAAAGGUUUCUUUUAAGACAUUUUCCAAAAGUGGAGAGGAAUAUGUGUGUUCAGGAAGGGCUUUCAAAAAACUGUAUAUCUAAAUAAAGCUCAAACGGUGAAAUCCUGUCACAUUUUCACAAUGAUGCUUAAAAGAUAAUUGAGUAAACCAGGUUGUUAAUCUCCUUAAUACCUGAAAGAGGACACACUGAAACUGAAACUGUGACAUCCUGCUAGGUGAGUUCAGGUUCUGAACCUAGGAAAUCCUCAUAGGAGAAACCACAUUUAAACAAAGAUGGGACUUUCUCUGAGAGCCAAAACCAGAUAAAUGUAGAAUACUGAAAUCCUUGUUGGACAUUAAGUAAACAAAGAUAAUGAUACCUAAAUUAAUCCUCUCUUGUGCUUAUGAAACAUAUGCACUGUAAAAUAGGCAUACCAGGAGGAAAUAGAUACAUUAAUCAUCAUUUACUUAUGAUACAAAUUAUUUAUUUUGACAAUUUAUAACGUUUAAAAAAGUUUUUUAAAGAUCUAGAGAAAGGUGAUAUAGUAAACAUUCAACUCUGUAAGAAAUGGGAGGUCAGUGAAGGCUACAUCCCAAUCAAUAUUUGGCUCUAAGUACCUCUUCCCAUUUUUCCUAUGUAUCACCUAUUUCUGUUUCGGAAUAUGGUGUGUUCAUGCUUAGUUCUUUGGGCUUUUGAAUAUCAAAAGCAUAUUCAUAAAUGUCUUGAAAUUCUCUCCAGUGGAAAAUAAUUUUAACUUACAAUCAUAUCCCAAGAAAUGUCAGUCCGACAGAAUUCCUUAUAUGACUUGGGGAAAAUAACAAAAUUUGACUACUAUUUCACCAUAUAUCUAUUUAUUAAAAAAUUCAACAGUUGGCACUUCCUGAAUCUUCUGAGAGUAGAAAAAUAUCUGCGGAGUGUCUGUGUAGAAAAGGAUAUGCCUCUCUUUUGAGUGUAUUGACAAUUUUGUAAAUUACAGAAAGUUGUUUCUCUAAGCCUUUGAAAAACUAACAAUUUGUGUUAUAGAAGGCUUCUUAAUUUGCAGUAUAAAAGAAUCUAAACAGAACUUAUGUACAUUCAGCCAGAAGGGGAAAGAGAUCAGUUACAUAGGCCUCUCUCCUUCUUUGCCAAGGUACAUCCAUCCAUCUAACCAUCCAUAUAUCCACAUCUUAAAAUGAAAGCACUUUCUUUAGAGUUUCAGCAAACUAUAUAGUGUACGUGUUUAUGUUCAGGAGAUGACCCCACUGGUGUAUUUCCUAUUUUCCCUAUUGUUUUCUUUGACUGUAAAAGUUGGGAGAGGCUUGACCUCCUCCCCUUGAAAAUGUCCACAGUGGGAUAAAACAACAAAUGUGAAAAGAAAAUGAAACGGUAAUAUUAAUUUGAAGCAUACUAUGUUAUACUUUGCAAAAACGAAUCUGGGCCUGUAAUUUUUAAUGCCACACUGCUCUAAUGAGAGAGAGAGGCCUUAAUUUUGAUUUCAUUUAAAAAUAAGUACUUUAAAAAAUUUUUCACUCAUAGUGCCGGGAAAUUCAAUGAAAUCCUGGGAUGCAAAUAAAAAUCAGUACAUUAGUGACUGUGUCCUGCCAGUGGAGAGAGCCCAAUACCUGGUUAGGAAGCCCUAUUCAUUAGUUAGCAUCCCUUACAUGUUGAGAAGGCCUUUUUUUUGUUGUUAUUUUGGAGACCUUGGAGCAGUGACCCUUCAGAUCACUGUAGGCAGAGAAAUGGCUUCUCUCUUAUGCUUUCAGUUCAGCAUAUUAACAAUGAGGAGCCAGGUACUUCUUUACUACCACUUUGUACCAAGAUUUGAUAAUAAUAUAUCCCAGGAGGCAUUACUUUUAUAAAUUUGUAUUCAUGUAAAUUUUCAAAUGAGAACAGCUUCUAAAGCCCCUUCCCUGUAUUGGAGAGUUAUGUAUAUUUCUAAUAAGUAUUAGAAAGAAGCUGUUUCUCAUGCCACAGUGAUGCUGAAGGAUUCACAUUUGGUACAAUCGAGUAACUUGAACGCCAGAUUGUUAACAGUUUAUUCUCUUUCCCUGGAUUUUUAAGCUCAUCUUGACACAGGUGAGUCUAUCCAAAUCUUUGAUGUUGCUAGUGUGCCCUGAGAUAACGAGGGCACAUCUUUCAAUGUUGAUUCCAAAAUGUCCUGAGUUAGGAAUAGGGCAGUGGGAAAGUCAGGGAAGGGUGAGAAGCACAGUAGAGAUUAUUUAUUUAAAAAAGGAAAGAACGUUAAUGUUGUUAGCAAGGAUCCAGUGCGUUGUCAUAAUCCCAUGAGGAUUUUCAGAUGACACAAUCCCCUCAAAUCAGUCACCAUGUUGGGUAAUGACUUCGUUCUUGCUGAUCUCGUGUGUGUGUCAUUGUAAAUAUUUGUGUGUCCAUGUUCCAUUUUGGCUACUGGAUGGCCAAGCCAUGUAAGAAGAUUUAACUCAAGUAUUUAUUCUUUAUGUUAUUCAGAUUUCUUUCAGGCUUGUGAACUGCACCCCAAUGUUUGAGUUUAACCACCUGAUCCUUACAUCUAUCCCUCCCCGGUGAAGCACAUUCCAUUGCUAAAAGAAAAAGAAACACGAAAUUGCUUCCUGUUGUCUGUAUAACUGUUUUGAUAGUUUGAGAUAUUUGUCUAUAAAUGAUAUUUCUCAGCUCAAAGAUCGUGUAAAUAAUUAUAUUCCUUUGCUCAAUGGGUUUAUUUCUAAUGAGGCUGCCAGUUCUGAGAGAUUCUAUAAUAUCACUUUUAAAUAACAUAAACAGGGAUUACAACUAUGUAAAAAGAAAUGCAUAUGGACAAAGACUGGGAACACAGAUAAUUGAAAUCAGUUGUGUUAGGGUGGUGGAAUUAUGUGAAUUUUUUUUUCUUUUUAAAAUUUUAUUUGAUAUUGUUAUAAUAUUGCUUUACAAUAAAUAAACAGCAGAAAGGGAACUAUAGACACAUAGAAAAGAUGCCAGAAGCAGAUGCCUUCUGGCCAGAGCGCAGAGCAUGCAGGGCAGAGAUAUUUGCUAGUUACAAUUAUUCCAUAGGCUUUAUGCUUGCCUGGGUGCUGAGGUUGGCACACGCUCGGGUAUGGCACACGCUUUCUUAGGAGACUAUUAUCUAUAAGUUAAAGCUAGGGAGAUGUCACUAUUAGAACUCCAAACACACUCUUCUGCUUUAAAACAGGUUGUCUGCCCUCUGCUUUGGUAUGGCAUUCGGGUGUCUGUUUUGUGGUUGCUUUAGAUUGGAGGGGUGACCAUUUUAUUAGCCCCCUUGAUAACAUCUGUUGCAGAUAUUGCCUUUCUGGAACGUUUUAACAGACUCUCAGGUUGAAUUUUGGAGGACUAGAAGGAUAAAAUCCCCAGCUCCCACCAUUUUCUUGUCCAACAGGAUAUUACUGUAUAUCAUUCAGGUAGGAUUCUUCUUUUAAUAACCAAUAGGGCAAGUCCCACUAAUUUCAAUAGAAGUUAUGACUUGCAAUUAAAAGCUGACUUUGAAAUCAUUAAACAAAUAUGUAGGACUGUCUCUGCCUGUUGGCAUUCAGUUAUAGUUCUGUUAAUUUUGGCUUGGGAUGGUCUCCAUGUGCUUUUUUCUGCCUAUUUAUAGGUUGUUUGCAGUAGUUGUGAUUUUUAAAGAGCAAGGGAGACCAUCUAACCAAAGGAUAACUUCCUUCUAACUCACCAAAGAAAUUUUAGGUGAGAACUUUAAUAAUGAGGUAGUCACCUCAGAUAUGCUGCUUAGUUUCACUAAAAGCAGACCCUAUACCUAGAGAAGUCACUGGCUUUUUAUUGGUCAUUCUCAAUACAGAAAUACUUAGGGGAGUCUUAACCCUGCCAUCCCCGGUUGAAUCUCUUGGUCUUUAUCUAAGCUACUUGCAGUUAAUAUUCAGUUAAGCAAAGGUAUGGCCAGUAGUGCAAGUAUCUCCCAGUCUCUGAGCUCUGAACAAGAGGACUGAAAUUCAGCAUUUGUAAACUGACAGUUUGAUGGGCCUGGGAUUUGAAGUGAACUCAGCACACAAUUCUGAACGUGUAUUUGCAUGUGGACUGGGAAGGAAAUAAAUGGGAACUUGGAAAUAAUGGAAUAUUUCUCCUAUGAAAGAAUUUUUCGUAGAAGAUUUGUUUUUGAUAUAAUCUUUCUGUUGGUUAGCUUUUAGUGUUUUCAUUCCUUUUCUGAUCCACACUCCUUUAAGUGACCAAAUGAAUAUAACCCAACAUGCAUUGGGAAUGUGUUUAAUAUUAAACAAUGUCUAACUGAAUCUGCAAAUGCGGGAACUGAGAUAUCACCUCCAUGUGCACACCUGUGUGUACGAGUAUUCUAUACAACUUGUAGCAUUUACUGCCACUUAAUUGGGUUGAACUUGCAAGAUAAACUUUUGGAAACUGCUUAGUGCCAUCGGAGUCUCCUUUAGAAGCUGCCAUCAGGCAAAUGCUAUCCCAUAAUACCAGCAGUAAGCCUGGCAACAUGUUCAACAGAUUUAGUACCCAAGAGGAAAUCAACAGCGAUAGUAGAGAAUGAGUCAGAUGUAGUGGGAUAAAUACUAGCCUAGGAAGAAGGAGCCCCGGAGUCUAAUAUGAGCUUUAUUACUAAAUUGCUAUGUGACGCUAGGCAAGUCACUUAACCUCUCCAUGGCUGUUUCCUCAUCUGUAAAAUAAGUGUAUUGGACUAGAUGAUCCUUAGGGUCUUUCCAAAAGUCUAACAUUCUAUGGCAUUAUAGGUUGCCUUGCAAAUUCAGCCUGCUAUAGUGAUGGCAAAUAUCACGUUUAAGCCUGAGUCUCUUAUGUUGCAGUUAAAUAAAAGAACUAUGUAAGAUGAUUUUUAAAAUUCAAGCAAAUGGGCCGGGUGCGGUGGCUCAUACCUGUAAUCCCAGCACUUUGGGAGGCCAAGGCAGGCGGAUCACCUGAGGUCAGGAGUUCGAGACCAGCCUGACCAACAUAGAGAAACCCCAUCUCUACUAAAAAUACAAAAUUAGCCGGGUGUGGUGGCGGGCGCCUGUAAUCCCAGCUACUUGGGAGGCUGAGGUGGGAGAAUCGCUUGAACCCAGGAGGCGGAGGUUGUGGUGAGCUGAGAUCAUGCCAUUGCACUCCAGCCUCGGCAACAAGAGUGAAACUUCGUCUCCAAAAAAAAAAACUCAAGCAAAUGAAGUUCAUAAUAAUAGGGGAUGUUGAUAAAACUUGUGGCAGCCUUCCAAUUCAUUUACAGUUGUUUCGUUUUGUUUUUGUUUUAAUGUCCAUUUUCUGUUGACUGUUCCCAGUUUUCAUUUUCCAUACAGUCUGUAUGUAAAGUCUGGUUUUCAUUAAGCUGUGGCCAGUAUUUGCCACUACAACAGAAACACACUGUCACACUUGCUAGAAUAUAACUGUACUUGAGCUUCUCCUUUCCUGUGAAGUAGUGCUGGGCUUUCUAGAGUUUAAUUCUCAAGUGGCACAAGAUAGCAGAGCCCAUGCAUUUUAAUGGCUGAGACUGCUAAGAGUGAACCUAAACACUUACAAGUUGCAGAGAGAAAUGAAAAAGUAAUUACAUGCUAUUAGCAUUGAGAAAUGUUGACAAAUUAAUUUGUUGGGAACCAAAGAUAGCAUUUCUGAUGACAACUCCCACAGUGAUUGGCCAGUUGUAUGAUGAGUACACUGCUGGAAAGAGGGUAAACUGGGAGUUAGUGGAUGGUCCCAAUGCCCUGCCUACAGCAGAGUGCCAACCAGCCCUGAGUGCAAAAUUCAAGUUCAAUGUGUGUGCUUGUGUGUGGUGUGCUUUAUGGACCCGCAAAUACCAUAUUCAUUAUUGAUGAUAAGAUCUUCACAGAAUCCUGUAGCUACUAAUGCAUUGAGUUUUUAAUCUCAGUACAUCAGCCAGGAGGAGCCAGAUCACAGGGUAGUGAUGUCUACUGGGAUUAUACUCAUAACAUCUACACAAAACAAGUUGAGAAGGAUCCACGUUUUCAUUGUUUAUCAGAAUUGUAUCUCAUUUGGCUGAGCAUUACUUUUGUCAGAAUGUGUUAUCUGUAAACCAUGUGUAGUGAAAUUCUUCUGUAACUUUGGAUUAAAGGUAUUUAUGGUCUUUUUGUUUGUUUGAUUUUUAAGUAAGUUAUUUCUUUUGUAGACCUGCUGAUGGUAUGGUUCCAUCCUUCUGACCUCAGCAUCCAAUCUUUUUAAGGAUUUUUGUUUUCAAUAUUGUUAUUUUAAAUUGUGGUUGAAGCAAUAGAAAAUUGAAAUAUGGAUUGUGCAUGACUGUGUCUUGAGUGUAAAAAUAUUGCAGUUUGAAACUUGGACCUAAAGUAUUGCAAAUAAAAAUGACAAACAUCAAUGA
Messenger RNA from Homo sapiens (human), 11072 nucleotides. It is a transcript of the gene PAK3, whose product is annotated as p21 (RAC1) activated kinase 3. Gene Ontology annotation, cellular component: cytoplasm. Gene Ontology annotation, molecular function: ATP binding; protein kinase activity; protein serine/threonine kinase activity. The coding region runs from base 2563 to 4158 and encodes 531 amino acids. The transcript is spliced from 14 exons. NCBI's taxonomy places the organism in Eukaryota, Metazoa, Chordata, Mammalia, Primates, Hominidae. The record is from RefSeq and is a predicted model, not a curated record. Gene Ontology annotation, biological process: stimulatory C-type lectin receptor signaling pathway; regulation of actin filament organization; MAPK cascade.